GCCAGUCUGCCACAACCUCUUCAUUACCUCAGAGAACCUUCAUUCUUCUACAAAGAAAGUCCUCAGGUCCAAGUUUUCAAAAGUCUCUAUCUCACCUCACGACACUUGCUCUCCUCAACGUCAGGAUUUGAUCACAAGUCCAAAUCAUCACAAUGUCUCACUCAUCCACAAACACCAACCCUCUCUCCAACCCUUCCCUGGCUCUGUUCGGCUACCUGUUCGACUGCUCGCUCUUAGAGGGUGAUCAACAUCGCCUUCAACAUGAGUAUACCAUGUCAGUCGAAGAGCGUGCUGCCGUCAAGAAGCACUUGUCAGAGACGUUUCGCGCAAUGGUCGAUACCGCAACAGAGAUGCUGCAGAACAAUUGCGUUUGUACCACUUGUGGAGAGCGCCCUUUACAAUCUGGAAGUCGUCAUUGCAACCUCACUGGUGAGGCCGAGGAACUUUGGGAGGAGCUGGUUGAGAAGGUCAUUGCUAUUGAGGGACAACUUUACAAGGUCGAUCUUGGUCACAUCUCUGACCUGAAGCCAAUGUUUGAGGGUGUCCAAGCAGCUUACAAUGCUAGUAAAGUUGCACGCGACUGUGCUAGACAAAACAACUAGGUCAAUGUCUGGAAUAGGAUUGGGACUUUUGAGGCGCAUAAGUCGGGCGGAAAUCUGGGACAUUGAGAGGAGUUUGGAGUUUGGAGUGAUAGAGAAUUGGG
Molecule: messenger RNA, 703 nt
Organism: Mollisia scopiformis
Lineage: Eukaryota; Fungi; Ascomycota; Leotiomycetes; Helotiales; Mollisiaceae
Exons: 5
Coding region: 153-602 (149 amino acids)
Source: RefSeq, a predicted model, not a curated record